Messenger RNA from Funneliformis geosporum, 375 nucleotides. The record is from the annotation of a GenBank genome assembly. Lineage: Eukaryota; Fungi; Glomeromycota; Glomeromycetes; Glomerales; Glomeraceae.
AUGUCAUAUAACUUUGAAUCGGAAUUAUCUACAGCAUUUGAAAAGCUACUUCAAACAGAAAAAGAUUACAAUGUUAUCAUUUAUGUUGGAAAUGAACCAAAUUUUAAGGAAGUUCAUGCGCAUUCCAACGUGCUAUAUUGUAGAUCCGAAUACUUUAAUGAAUUGCUUUCUACUGAAGAUAUCGAGAGAGAAGAUGGAAAGUAUAUAAUUAAGAAACCAAAUCUUACUCCUCAAGCUUUUGACGUCAUUCUCAAGUAUCUUUAUACUGGACAUUUCGAUUUCAAAAAUAAUGUUGAAAUGGAGCUUUUAAACAUUAUGAUUGCUUCUGAUGAAUUCAACAUGAUCAUGAAUAUUAAAAGUCUUGAGGCACGUUAG